Messenger RNA from Paramecium sonneborni, 1528 nucleotides. The record is from the annotation of a GenBank genome assembly. NCBI's taxonomy places the organism in Eukaryota, Ciliophora, Oligohymenophorea, Peniculida, Parameciidae.
AUAAUGUCUAAAUAUUAAUCAGAGAAUAGUGAUAUAAAAUCAAGAUCUCUCCAAUUACCUUCAAUUAAAUAAUCACACACUAUUAUCACUGCUGCUGAACUUGAAUAAAUUAAAUCUCAUAUCCACUUUACAGAUUAAAAACCUAAAAAAGUAUAACUUAAUUUUUAUUGCUUUAGACUUAUGAUAGUUAAAAAGUCUGGGCAUAACGUAUUUAAAAAUAGAGAUAAUAAAAAGAAAAGGAAAAAUUCCAAAAAUUCAUGAUUGAAGAAGAAGAAAGACGUAAAAUUGAUAGAGAUGAAGCAAAUUAUUAAGAAAAACUUAAACUUGAUCAAAUUAGUGAUGCAAACAAUAAGAUUUUUGGAUAAAGAGCAGAGUAUUGUAAUGAUUAUAUUUUUCAGUGUAAGAAACAUGAAAUCAAAAAUACUAUUAUCAGAAAUAGAUUAAGCAAAUUAAUAACUCAUUUAACUAAAUAGGGAAAAAUAAGAAAUGUUAUUAAUGUAUGAUGCUUUAAAAACAAGAGAAAUUGAUACAUAAAAAUCAUUUUUAGAAUAAUUAGAAUUAGAAAAAAGUUAAAUCAAAGAAUAAUUGAAAAAAUAGACUUAUGAUACUUUAGCCAAACAACAUCAUGAUGUUAAAGAAAGGUAUCUUAAAGAAUAUGUAAAACUUAAACAAGAAGGAGAAGUAAUACAAAAAUAAGCUCAAGAAGAGGAAUUAAAGAAAGAGUAAAAUUUUUUGGUAAUACAAUUUUAGAAAACAAAAAGAAGAUGAUAAAAUUAAAAAGUAAAAAUUAUUAGCUGAACAUUAAAAGUUUCUUGAAAUAAAAUAAAAACUUAUUCAAGAUGAAUAAAAAUUAGAGGAGAAUGAAUUCCAAUAAAGGGAGAGGUAUGAAAAAUAAAAGGAGAGAGUACUUGAAAUGAGAAAAGAAAGAGUAACAUUUAAUUAUUUAAAUAGGAAACAGAAAAAUUGCAAAGAUAAUUGAAAAUUAGAGAGUAGAUAUAUGAUAUAAGAGUUACACAAUUAAAAAAAUAGGAAGAUGAUUACAUGUAAAGAGUUUAAAAACAUGCAGAAGAAUUGUAAAAACAUGAAGAGGAAGUUGCUAAAUAAAAGGAAUUGGAAAAAUCUUUAAUGAUAUAAGAAAAAGAGCAAUUUAGAUAAUAAUAAAAGAUACUAAAAGAAUAAUAGAAAGAAAAGGAAUAGGAAGUUUUACAGUAGGAACAUAAAUUAAAAAUAAGUGCUUUAUAAUAAUUGUCUGUUAUGGAAGAUUAAUAAAAAGAAAUAUUGAAAAAAAGAAACAAAGAAAUUCAGGAGUAUUAAAAGAUGCAAAUUGUAAUUAUAAUAAAUAAUAAAGGAACUGAAAAAACAGAUGAGAAGAAAUUAAUUUCUAAAUGAACUAAAGGAAUCAAAAUAAAUGGAACUUAGAUCAUAGAUAGAGAAAGAUGCUUAUAGUAAUUGGGCUUAAUCAUAAGUUUAAGACCUUAAAGAAUCAGGAUUAAAUUUGUAUCCAUUAACAAAGUCAUUUAAAUUAUGA